AUGAAUGCUGUUUGCUUCAUACUAGUCUUGUUUUGGCUGAGUCCAAUUUAUUUAGCCAAUGCCGAAAUAAAAAACAUUACCUAUUUCACCGAGUAUAUACCGAACGCAAAUAUCGACAAUCUGACGUGCAAGAAGCACUACUCUUCCUGCCAGGCGAUCGACCCCCAGCAGAGUGGUAUCCAAAAGAUCAAAGUGGGCAACGAUGUCUUUGAUGUCUAUUGCGAUUCGACUAUAGCCGGAAAGGGCUGGACGGUCAUUCAGCGAAGGGUCAGUAACGAAGUGAACUUUUACCGCAAAUUUUCCUCUUAUGAGAAGGGCUUUGGUGACCUAAACGGCAGCUUCUGGAUUGGCCUGGAGAAGCUAAACAAGAUAACGUCGCUGGAGUCCCAGGAGCUGUAUAUCCAUCUGGAGGAUUUCAGCGGAGAGACCCGAUUUGCUCGCUACAGCCUGUUUAAAGUGGGGGACGUUUACAGUAAUUACGAGCUUAGCUCGUUGGGCUCCUACACUGGAACUGCCGGGGAUUGUAUGACCUACAGCCUUAACCAACCUUUUAGCACAUUUGACAAGGAUAACGCUGGAAGUUGUGCUGCAAUUAGACAUGGAGCUUGGUGGUAUAAGACCUGCCACGGGAGUAAUUUGAAUGGUCUUUACUUGGGUGGUGCUUACGAAGAUGAAUAUAUGAUUGGCUCUGGAAUAAAUUGGGAGUAUUGGAAGGGCUUUUAUUACAGCUAUAAAACUGUACAUAUGAUGGUGCGUCCGAACUAAGCCAAAGUGACAUACUUAAAU
This is a messenger RNA of Drosophila kikkawai, 786 nucleotides long. The record is from RefSeq and is a predicted model, not a curated record. Lineage: Eukaryota; Metazoa; Arthropoda; Insecta; Diptera; Drosophilidae.